GCACGAAUCAUCUUCAAACCCAGCUGAACUCAACCAACUAAAUCGAAUCGUUCAAACCCUUCUUCUUCUUGGAGAGAAUCAUAAGCUCAUCAUAAGCAUUUCUUGAGUUCUUCUUCGGCCUUUCCCCUUUUCAAGUCUCGAUCUUUCGCUUCCUCUCUUUCCCGGGGUUAUAAAAGUUCUUCGUCUCUUUCGUGAUCUAGUUUCGAUUCAGAUGGAGGAAGUCGAGAUUCCCUCGUUCUUCGUAUGCCCGAUUUCUCUCCAGCUCAUGAAGGACCCCGUCACGGUGCCCACCGGGAUAACGUACGACCGCGAGAGCAUCGAGAAGUGGCUGUUCUCCGCCAAGAACGGCACGUGCCCCGUGACCAAGCAAGCGAUUUCAGGCUGCGACUUGACGCCCAACCACACGCUCCGGCGCCUCAUCCAAUCGUGGUGCACCCUCAACGCUGCGCACGGCAUCGAAAGGAUUCCAACCCCGAAACCUCCUAUAAGCAAGUCCCAGGUUGCUAAGCUCCUCCGCGAGGCCAAGUCCCCGGACAUGCGAAACAAGUGUCUCAAAAGACUGCGGUCGAUUGCCGCCGAGAAUGCCACUAACCGAUGCUGCCUGGAAGCUGCUGGUGCCGCUGACUUCUUGGCGACACUAGUGAAAAAUGAAACCUCGGCGAGCUCUGCAUUACUGGAUAAAACAUCGUCCAACUGUUGCAGUUUCGAGGUCACAACUAGACCGCUUGAUGAGGCUCUGGCUGUACUUUAUCACCUACAACUCUCCGAAGCCAGCCUUAGGAAUCUCAUAGGCGACGGUGGAGUGUUUGUCGGCUCGUUGACUCGAAUCAUGCAGAGCGGAACGUGUGAGUCCAGGGCAUACGCAGUCAUGUUGCUAAAUUCAAUGUUUGAAGUUGCCGAUAUUAUACAACUCUCAAGUUUGAGGAUGGAAUUGUUCGUCGAAGUAGUUCGAGUUUUGCGUGAUCAAGUUUUGCGGAAGGCAACGAAAUCUGCAUUGAAACUGCUUAUCCGAGCCUGCCCAAUGGGUCGGAACCGAGUCAAAGCCGUGGAAGCCAGCGCUGUGCCGGUCUUGAUCGAUCUUCUUCUCGAUUCACGUGACAAAAGGCAGAGCGAAAUGAUUCUUAUACUUUUGGACAUGCUGUGCCAAUGCGCAGAGGGAAGAGCCGAGUUGUUGAAGCACGGAGCGGGGAUCGCCAUAGUGUCGAAGAAAAUACUAAGGGUUUCGGAGACAGCGAGCGAGAGAGGCGUCAGGAUUCUCUUGUCCAUCGCCAAGUUCUCGGCAACGCCGAGCAUCGUGCAAGAGAUGUUGCAAGUAGGCGUUGCUGCGAAGUUGUGUCUAGUCCUCCAAGCUGAGGGCACGAGCAAUACCAAGGAAAAGGCGAGAGAGAUUCUGAGAUUGCAUGCCCGGGCAUGGAAGAACUCUCCGUGCAUUCGUCCUGAGUUUCGUUCUUCUUAUCCAGCGUGAGAAGAAAAUCAGUUUUUCCUUUGUAAAAACUUCAUUUACAGAGUUCUUUAGAUAUGCCCCAAUCAAUUGCACAUAGUGUAUACUUUACCGACGAAGAAUAUGAUAUAUGAAAUCGACAUGGAUAUGCUCCUUGAUAAAUGGGGUGUCGGAUUUCAAAACAAGGAAGAGCUGUUUAUGUAAUAGCAUUUCCGAGCAUAUACUGAUGGAGAAGCGAUAGAUUUUAAAAUGUCCAAAA
This is a messenger RNA of Syzygium oleosum, 1700 nucleotides long. Its product is annotated as E3 ubiquitin-protein ligase PUB22-like. The coding region runs from base 212 to 1465 and encodes 417 amino acids. Gene Ontology annotation, biological process: protein ubiquitination. Gene Ontology annotation, molecular function: ubiquitin protein ligase activity. NCBI's taxonomy places the organism in Eukaryota, Viridiplantae, Streptophyta, Magnoliopsida, Myrtales, Myrtaceae. The transcript has a single exon. The record is from RefSeq and is a predicted model, not a curated record.